AUGUCAACCUGGAACGUUUUUGCUCAAGAUCAAGCAAUGCACACUGCAGGGACAACUCCUGAAGAAGCUUUUCAACCAGCUGCCUGCAGUAAAAUCAGCAUGGCAGGAUUUAAUUUCAGUGAUCAAACAGAUGGUAUUGGAGAUCUCAGAAAAUGCCUGAAGCACAAGUGAUUGGUCAAGUUUAUUGGAGUAGACUUGAUUACUGAGGAUGAUUACUUGAGGUUCAGUAUUCAAACCCAGUAGCAUUAAUGAAAUCCUCAUUUGCUGUAGAAUUAGAGUCACGUGCCAAUGAAAGAGCUUUCACUUAUGCACUAGGAUUCAAUAUUGCAACAGAACAUGUUGUUAAGGUUAUGUAUUACACAACAUACAUAUUGUACCUGACUGGAAGGAGAGACUACCAUGAAAGGGAGAGAACACACUUGUCACAAUUCCUUCCUUUACUCUGUGACCCAAUAUGUUAUUGUGCCAUAUGAAUGCUAUUGUAGGUGACUCCAUAUUUCAUGUUUGAUUACAAAUGGCCACAACUUCCAAGCAGCCGGCGCCCUAAGCCUUUUUCACAAUGCUUAGUUUCUUCAUACAGAUAGCACACCUUUCACAGUUUCUUGACACCACUACAUAAAGAGACGUGUUUCAAUACGGCUGGAAAUUAGACAUCGAAAAAGUGCAGCAGACAGGAUUCCAGGUGCUUCUCCAGAGAGGUGACUGAAUUAAAGGCAAUUUAGGCUUACCAGGAAUGUAAGUAAAAACUUUUGUUUUUAGAAUCCUAAAGUGUAGAGUUCGGAGGGGACCCAGAGGUCGUCUAGUUAACCCCUGCAAUGCAGGAAUCUCCACAAACAAUCCCUGCUUACUUUUGGAAAUGUGCUAGUACUUGUGUUAUUUGUCAGUUUCUGUGAUAGCAUCUCUCCCUUUGUGUGUGUUUGUGCAUUCAUGCAUAAAAACCAUGUAUGAUCUUUUUAAAAAAUAAUAAUAAUUGCAUUUUCAAAAACAGGAACAGAGAGCAUGUUUAACCCCCUCCCCCCCUGUUACAACUACAUACCAAAUACAGCCUGUAUACAUAUACCAUAUGACUUCCUUCCACACUUUUCCUGGUUUGUUUGCUUUUCUACUACUCCAUGUAACCAACAUCUUUUUAAGCAUGCAAUUUGUUAUCAAUUAAAUACUCUAUUUCAACUCUGCUGGAUUUACUCGGGACCUGCUAAAAUCCUUAGCCACUCAGUUUUGUAAAUAUCUGGGAAUAAGGUUUACCAUCUCCCCCUCCUCAUAUCUAGAAUAAUAAUAAUAAUAAUAAUAAUAAUAAUAAUAAUAAUAAUUUAUCAUUUAUACCCCGCCCAUCUGGCUGAGUUUUCCCAGCCAUUCUGGGCGGCUCCCAAUCAAGUGUUAUAACAGUACAGCGUUAAAUAUUAAAAACUUCCCUGAACAGGGCUGCCUUCAGAUGUCUUUUAAAGAUAAGGUAGAUGCUUAUUUCCUUCACAUCUGAAGGGAGGGUUUUCCACAGGGUGGGCGCCACUACCAAGAAGGCCCUCUGCCUGGUUCCCUGUAACUUGGCUUCUCGCAGUGAGGGAACCGCCAGAAGGCCCUCGGCGCUGGACCUCAGUGUCUGGGCAGAACGAUGGAGGUGGAGAUGCUCCUUCAGGUAUACAAGACCGAGGCCGUUUAGGGCUUUAAAGGUCAGCACCAACACUUUGUAUUGUGUUCGGAAACGUACUGGGAGCCAGUGCAGGUCUUUCAAGACCGGUGUUAUAUGGUCUCGGCAGCCGCUCCCAGUCACCAGUCUAGUUGCCACAUUCUGGAUUAAUUGUAGUUUCCAGGUUACCUUCAAAGGUAGCCCCAUAUAGAGCACAUUGCAGUAGUCUAAGCGAGAGAUAACCAGAGUUUGAACCACUCUGGCGAGACAGUCUACGGGCAGGUAGGGUCUCAGCCUGCCCUGGACACCAAAUUGACCUGUGCCUCCAUGGACAGCUAUGAGUCCAGAAUGACUCCCAAGUGUGCGCACCUGGUCCUUCAGGGGCACAGUUACCCCAUGCAGGACCAGGGAGUCUUCCACACCUGCCGGCCUCCUGUCCCACAAAAACAGUACUUCUGUCUUGUCAGGAUUCAACCUUAAUCUGUUAGCUGCCAUCCAUUCUCCAACCACCUCCAGAGGUAGAGCUGGGUAUAAACCGCAUACUGAUGAAUACCCAGCCCAAACCCCCUGAUGAUCUCUCCCAGUGGCUGCAUGUAGUUGUUGAAAUGCAUGGGGGAGAGGACAGAACCCUGAGGCACCCCACAAGUGAGAGCCCAGGGGUCUGAACACUCAUCCCCCAACACCACUUUCUGAACACGGCCCAGGAGGAAGGAGCGAAACCACUGUAUAACAGUGCCCCCCAGCUCCCAGCCCCUUUAGACGGUCCAGAAGGAUGUUAUGGUUGAUGGUGUCAAAAGCCGCUGAGAGAUCCAGUAGAACUAGGAAACAGCUCUCACCUUUGUCCCUAGCCCGCCAGAAAUCAUCGACCAGUGCAACCAAGGCAGUUUCAGUCCCAUGAUGAGGCCUGAAUCCCGACUGGAAGGGAUCCAAAUGGUCCACUUCUUCCAGGCGUGCCUGGAGUUGUUCAGCAACCACUCGCUCAAUAACCUUGCCCAAGAAUGGAAGAUUUGAGACUGGGCGAUAGUUGGCCAUAUUGGCAGCAUCUAAAGAUGGUUUUUUAAGAAGCGGUUUGAUAACCGCCUCUUUCAGCUGGUCUGGGAAGGCUCCUCACAGAGAAAAGCAAUCACCACCCUGCGAAGCCCAUCGCCCAGCCCUUCCCAACUAGCUUUUAUAAGCCAGGAUGGGCAAGGAUCAAGGAGACAGGUGGUUGGUUUCACUCUUCCAAGCAGCCUGUCCACAUCCUCGGAGGUAACAGAUUGGAAUUGAUCCCACGUAACUUGACUAGACAGGACUCUAGCACUCUCCCGCCCCAGCCCUGCUCCCACGGUGGAGUCUACCUCUUCCCGAAUCUGAGUGACUUUAUCUGCAAAAAACUUUGCAAAGUCAUUGCAGGAGAUCAUGUGGCCCGUACUGGGCCCCGAUGUAGCAGGUGGUUCCGCUAAAUUGCGAACCACCUGAAAAAGUCUCCUGCUGCUGUUUUCUGCAGAUGCAAUAGAGGCAGUGAAGAAAGUCUUCUUCGCCGUCACUACCACCACUUGGUAGGCUCGACAUUGAGCUCUAGCCCGUGUCCGGUCAGCAUCAGAAUGAGUUAUCCGCCACUGGUGCUCUAGCUGUCUCAAUGAUUGUUUCAUUGCCCUCAGAUCCGUGGAAAACCACGGGCCUGUCUGGGCUCCAUGCAAUCGGAGAGGGCACUUCAGAGCCAAACAGUCAAUAGCCCUGGUUAACUCCACAUUCCAGCGGGCCACCAGAGAAUCAGCUGAAAGUCCAUCAACAUGGGAUAAAGCAUUCCCUACCACUCUCUGGAAACCAUCUGAAUCCAUUAAGUCUUGUUAGUUCAAUUAUUGGGCUACAAAGCUCCCGAGUUAAUCCCUAAACCGCUCUAUCAGCACAGCAUUGCCCAAGGACGACUUUGGAAAACACAACCACACGCAAAAUAUCUUCCCAUAUGGAGAAACAGAACAGGACACAGGAAACCGAUUAUCCAGUCCUCCUGGCCACACUCACAAGUCUGGUUUGUGAUUAAAAUCUUAUUUCCUUUGGCACCCAAGUUUUCGAAAGCUCCCGCUAUUUGAUAGUACGAGGUUGCUAUUUCUUUCUUUCUGUCUUGUUUAAUCGGUUUUAAUUUGUAUACUUUGGCAGUACAUUUAGAUCCACUGUUUUCUUUCAUUUGGAGGUUGGGUUUCAAAUACAGUGGUACCUCAGGUUAAGUACUUAAUUCGUUCUGGAGGUCUGUUCUUAACCUGAAACUGUUCUUAACCUGAAGCAGCACUUUAGCUAAUGGGGCCUGCUGCUGCUGCUGUGCCGCUGCCACACGAUUUCUGUUCUCAUCCUGAAGCAAAGUUCUUAACCCGAGGUACAAUUUCUGGGUUAGCGGAGUAUGUAACCUGAAGCGUAUGUAACCCGAGGUACCACUGUACUAAAAGGGGAGUAUCAUUGUUUACAUUCCACAAUUGUAAUUUGAGUUGUUUAAACUGUACCCAUUUAAUUGUACCCAUUUCUUUGCAGUCCAAUUUUUCUCCCCAGAUUUCACCAGAUCCGGAGUGGACUCCCUUUUUUCACUCCCAGGCUCUUUUCCAAAGAUUCCCCACUAAUUCUUUGAAUUCUAUCUUCUUAUUUGGAUUUAAUUUGGGAAGUUUUGUCACUCCGGUGAGAGUCUUAGAGGCUGUGUGGCAAUGAGCUGAUCUCUCCCUCUCGUGCCAUGGCCCAUUAUCCAAAUUGUGACAGCCCAAACUCUUCAGAGCUCACACUGCCCCAAAGUGGAGCUUGUAUAAGGCACCGCUGGAGAUUCAACAAGCUUUUCCCUUUUCUUGCGAGGAAUCCUAUUCGGAAUAAGGGAAUUUUCCUUUAAAAAAGGGAAACCUUGACAGCUAUGGCUGGGUGUUGUGGCAUGGUUCCCAAUAACCGAAGUGGAAAGAAUGUCUAGAGGCAGUGAUAACAGGGUUUGGCCUUCAGCAUCUGCUAUUACCUGGCAGCAGAGCUGCAAUCCCACUUUGCAGUGUAUCCCAAAAUGCUUCCAAACUUCAGCUCACCAUUCUCCCCACCCUCCUCGUUGGGUGUUGUGUUUGUGCUGCAGAAGUUCAGUCAAGCGGUUAGGUUCAAUGUAGAAAACAACCGUGUAGCAGAGAGAGCUUUUACUUCAGGGGCAAAAACACACACACUAUAUAUACACAUUCUUUGCAAUUGUUAGAAGAAGUCUUCACUCUCUGAAGACAAGAGGGCGUUUCAGAUUAUAAAGUAAGUGCUGACACAAACUCCACACAGCAAGUGCAAAGUCUAGUGGCUAACAAAGUCCUGCAACUGCCAUUUCUGCUGACUCAUGGAAAAGUAACUCCUUUUCCACUUUCCUUAACACUUCAGCCAUGAAAUGAAACCAGCUUGCUUUACAGCAAAGAACAUGAUGAUCGUUCAUUACUAAUUUUGUAGAUCUCAGCGAUGAAUGCUGGGGGGAAAAAUAUGACUGCUUGGCUAGUUACAGUGGGGAAAACUAGAUUUCAUGUAAUCAUGAAUGCUCUGGGUUGACAGUUCAAACUGAUGUACUGCAUUUUCUGUUUUACAGGUAAACAGUGGGGGGAAAGAUACCAUCACAACUGAGGCGAAUUUCACUUGAUAUAUUUAUUUCAUUGGCAUACACUUCAGCUCUUCUCAUCUCUUGGCAUACACUUGCUUCAGAUCAGGAAACAAUGAGCUGGAUUACUCAAAUGCUGGAAAACUGGAUUAGUGUUACUUAUUUGGAAGAAUACCUGAACUCUGUGGUUCACCCUCUGUGGUUAUUUAUGAUUCCCAUUUUGCUUUAUUCUUUCUGGUUAUUUUUAUAUAUAUUUUGCUGUGCUGUCUCAUUUCUGUUAUAUAUCUACAAGAAGAUGAAUAACCAGCAAGAAAAUGAUAUUUAUAGCAAAUGUUGGGACAAGGCAAGGCACAUUAUGUAUCGCUGUUUAGAUAUAUAUGGAAAGAUAUGGCAUGGUGAGUAAAGGUUUCUUUCAGACCAAUAAUUCAGUCUUAUCAGCUCCUAUACUUUCAUAGGACUGAGCAUCAGAAUUUCAGACUUGAAACACUGGAACAAUAGUUGCCACAGUGCAUCAGGAGUGUAGCUCUGAACCCACCUCAGUGUCAUAAGAGCUACAAGUUUUGGUUGGCUUUGUAAGGAUCAAAACAAAGGCAUGGAUAUUUAUAUAUGUAAUAAGCCAUCCUAAGGAAAAACAAAAUUUUUUAUGAGGUACGUACAAAAUCAAGACGUAUUACAGAAGAAAGGGUGAGUUGGUGGCUACAUAAACACCAUACAUUUUAAUCAUAUUUAACCCCCCCCCCGAAACCUGGAGAAUGUUGCUUGCACUUCACAGAGCUGCAAUUAGCAAAGCCCUUUAAAAAUAGCUUCAUGGAUUGAAGAGAAAGGGAUUGUCUUUAAAUGUGUUGUGGGUACACAGCCAAUGUAAUUAAUAUAACAUUGUAUAGGGAGACCUUGAGCGUGCAAUUUUCCUGAGCAUGAUAAACCACAAGGCAGCUCUGAAACAUAAACUAUGGUAUUUGCCAGCACAAGUUGUCUUGAUGGCUACUACUUUAGAUGGACACUGCGGGAAACAGGACAGUGGGCUUUAGAGGCCUUUGGCCUCAUCAACAGGAUUCUUCUUAUAUCCUCCCAGAAGACUGCUAAAAACUCUCCAAGUAUUCCUGUUCUCCAGAGAAAUGUCAGAGGAUAGGGAGUUAGGUGACACAUGAGCGAAGGCAGCCAAGUAUACAAAAGUUUUUAACAUUUAAUGUUUUUAUUUAUGUUGUAAGCCACCCAGAGUGUCUGAGGCAACCCAGUCUGAUGGGUGGGGUAUAAAGAAUACAAUUAUUAUUGUUAUAUUAUUAUUAUUAUUAUUAUUAUUAGUAUUAUUUGAUGUGCUUAUUUUCAUUUGAGAAAUGUUGGAGGGUAUGUUGAUGUUGCUUUAUGAGUUGAAGCAUAAAUCAGAAAUACACUACUAAAACUAAGCCUGGCCUCAAUGAUGAAACCCUGUAGCUACUUAUAACAUGGUCAAUGGUGCAUCUGUCUGGAAAACAGCUUUCUUACUUGGUAUACAGUGAUUCAGAAGAUGGUCUGAAGUUGUCUGGUUGGAGCUCUUAGGGAUGGGGAAGAAAUGUGCUCCUGGCCUAAGAUAGCUCUUUCCCAAAGUAGCGCUCUGUACAGAAGGGUAAUACUGCCCUUCAAAUAAAUAAAUAAAAGUCUCCAAAACAUUUAGUUUGAUAUCAUGUUAAAUCAUCUCAAAGGGUCAAACACACAUAAAGUAGAUUAAAAGAGCAAAAUAACUCAAAGACUGGGCAAAAAUGUUUCCAUCUGUAUCCAAAAGGAAGCAAGGAAUGAAUAUUCCAGGAGAGGAGAAGUCCCCUCCUGCCCCUUUAGUUUUGCGACCACCACAGAGAAAGUCCUGUUCCUCUUGGAUGCUCUCCUGGCAUCCAAAAUGCUGGAACACAUAGCAGAGCUUUGUACCUGAUCUUAAUUUCAUUUUCCCCCUUCCGAAACACACUGUUUCUUGCAAUAUUUUCUUGUGAUAUUUUAUUUACCUUUCAACAACAUAAUAUUUAUUUGUUGCCAUUUGUAUUAUUUUCAGGUUAUGAAGUUAUUGGCUUGGAACAUCUCCCUAAAGGGCCAGGGAUUGUUAUUUUUCAUCACGCAAUUUGGCUUCGCGGCUAUUGCUUCUUUGUGGGCAAAGCUUAUGAAGAGAAAGGAAAACUGUGCCAUUCAGUAAUUCAUCACGCCUUGUAUAAUCUUCCAGGUAAAUUAUUUAAAUUAAAAUUGUGCUUUUUUCAUUAAACAUGUGCUAAAUAUGACAUGAAACAAUGCUAUUAAAUAUAAAACAAUGCUGUAGAAUACAAAACAGUGUAUCUGGCAAAAAACCACAGGUAAAUAAAAUAGCAGCAACAGGUGAAACAGUAAAUUAGUGGAGAGGUUCUUUCUCACCAAGUCCCUGCAAGUAAGACAGAAUGUAGGAUGAAUAAUCCCCCACCCCCCCACCCCCCUCCACCCCCCACCCCCCCCCCCCCCCCCCCCCCCCCCCCCCCCCCCCCCCCCCCCCCCCCCCCCCCCCCCCCCCACCCCCACGGGUCAGCGCCAUCGGUGAAUGGCGGAGUUCCUCCGACUGGAGGAACGGUCUCUGUGGAAACUGGGUCUUCCCGCCGCGGCGAAGGCGGGGGGCCCUUUAGAAAUCCCAGGCGGGAGAAGCCUGGGAACGUGGGGUUCGGCAGAGCACCAAAAGCGCCUCCCCUACUCACGAGGAAACCCAUUUUCGGGGCUCCGGAGUGAAGCGGGUGGAGCAGCGCGGUGCUGCGAACUGAUUGCUAUUUCCAUGGAGGGAAGCCGCGCAGCCAUCGCCGGAGAGCGCUGACUUUUUCCUGAUGACAUUUGGACUCUAAAUUAAGUACCCGUGAGUAAAAACGGAGAAUUGGACUAAGAAAUUUUUAAAUUUAUGAAAUUAGGCACGAAGCGGGAAGGUGUAAACAGGAAGUCCGCCUCCCGUCCUUGUAUACAGCUUGAAGCAAAGAUCUUGUAACCUAAUAGCCUGAAAAGUUCUUUUAAAGUUGAAAAUUUCCUGCACCCAUAGCCAACAAACCCCCCCUUGGAAGCAGGAGAAGGGGGGGGGGGAAUUUGACAGCUUAAUCCUGCAGGAACUGCGAAAAGGAAUGUAAGCUUCCACCGUCCCAAACCUGGGGACGGGGUGUCGGGACAGAAACCGCUUGAGACGUCCAUUGAUUGAAAGUGGAGUACUUUUGACAGAUAGUUUAAAAAAAGAAGAAGAAACAAAUUAACUUCAACGCUACCGUCUGCAUUUUUGCUCUUUAAAGAAACAGUAUUUGAAAUUGAAAGGACCUGAAAUUGAAAGUAACUUUCUUUGUUGGAUACUUUUUUUAAAAAAAUAAUGGAUACAAACAGAAAUUGUGUCCCCUAGAGGGAGCCUGUCAGUUUGCGGUCGCAGCUUGCAUAUGUGAGAUUUGGAUCGUGGGAACAGCCGUUUGACCUUGUUUUGGAAUAGAAAUGUAUUGGCAGGAAGGUUUGGUGUCUGCCCUUGGUAGGACUAAUGUUUUGCUGGAGCAGCUGCACGAGAAAGUGAGUCUGAUGAAUGAAAAACUGGAUUUUAUGAAUGCUGUGGCCAGCCAAUAUGAUUUAACAGGGAAUGAGGAUGAACCUGGCUUGACAAGGCAAGUCCAAGGGCAGAUGGAGGAGGAAGAGGCAGUAGCUAUCUAUUACACAACACAAAUGGAAAGACCCAAAGUUUUGCAGGAACAAAAGCCACUGCGUUGGAAGAUUGAUUUUGGAGAGUGCUGGGAAGCAUUUGAAGUUAAGGAAGCUUUUAACUCCAGUGUGACUGUGAAACAGGUGAAUAACUAUCUUCUGGAUACAUACUUUUUGGACUACAAAGAUGAAGAUUGGGAGUGGGACUGGGGGGAAGGGGACAAUAUAAUGAAGGAAAAUGGAAAUUAUCACUGGAUGGAACCCUCCGGAGACCCACUCCCCCAGAAACCAACAAUAGACAAAGAACUGCGUAAGCAUAAACAAGAACAAAAAAAUUUGCAGAAGGGGCCUAGAAGAGAUUUAAGGGCCUCGGACAUCAGAACACCAGAUUGAUGGACUAUGUAACGGACAGAAAGGACUGAUAUGACCGAAACCAGGAAGAUGGGACGUUGGAUGAAAAUCAUAGAAAUUUUUAUGUUAAUUUUGGAAUUAGUUUAAUAUCAAUGAAAUUUGUCUAAUAUUAAUGAAAUUUGAGGGAAUAUGCUGGAAAGGAACCAAAUUGGCUUUAGUAGAAAUGAUUUUAAGGAGAAAUGUAUGAAUGUGAUGUGAUUUCGAAAUUUUAAGAUUUUUAAGAUAAGAUAAGGUUAAAGAUUAAGGCAAAUUGAAUAACAGAUUAUAUUAAAAGAGGGAAAGGUUACGUUGAUUAACAAAUAAGAUAGAUUGUGAAGAUUAAUUAUUUAAAUUAAAAUUGAGAAAUAUGGGAAGAAUUUGCUGAAAUAACGAAUUAAACUAGAAUACAAAAAGGGAGGUGUGAGGAGGUUCAAGAAUCAAGCAAAUGAAAAGUCGAAAUUUGAAAUAUGUAUUUUCUUUUUUCUUUUUUUCUUACUUUAUUAUUUUUUCUUUUUUCUCUUUGGGGUUAGGGUUGGGGAUGUUUUUUAUGUAUUGAUGAAAUUUUAAAUAAAUAUCAUUUAAAAAAAACCAAACUGCUGGAGGGCCGAGUUUGGUGAUGCCUGGGCUGUAUUUUUAUCUUGAUGCAAACUUGAAUAUCAACCUAUUGUACUAGAGACUUGACUUGAGGAACACUUCUCCAAAAGGUGGUCACCUUAGCACUCAGCCUCACUAUGAGCCAGAACAUGUGAGCAAAAGGGGAACUAGCAUAAAGUCCCCCUUCCAUGAAAUCCUAGUUGAUCAGUAAUCUUUGGAAUGAAGAUACUUGUAUAGUAUCCACACUAUUUCCUAAAUGAGAGCUAUAUAAAAUGCAUUUUUCUAUUUGGGGCUUUCUUCUAGGGCCAAAGAUGUUUUGUGAUGUGCUCUUAUUGAGAGAUUUCAAUAAAGCUGAAUGUGUGGAAAUUCUGAAGAAAGGCCAUCUACUGGGCGUUGCCCCUGGUGGAGCUAGAGAAGCAAAUUUUAGUACUGACUACAGCUUAAUGUGGGGUAACCACACAGGUUUCGCUCGGCUAGCUUUGGAGGCAAAAGUGGUGAGUGAUCUUUGGGCAAUUUGCAUUGUCCUCACAAUUAUCCUGUAUAUGACAUACUGUGUUGACAUCCUUGAUCUAGCAUCCUCCAUAGCCGAGGAUGGAGUGAAAUGAUAUCUGGAGAGUCAUGGAUUCCCCACUCCUGCUUUUUAAAAAAGCUACUGAAAUCAAUGUUUAAUAAGAAAAACAACUUUUUUCUUCUUACUCUCUUCAAUUCCUCAAAAUCUGGGGGACAGCUUGUGAAUUUUUUUCAUCUGAGAUAUUUGAAUAGAUCUGUCAGGAAUUCUGAAGCCAAUCACAUCUGUCUUGUCAUUAUAAUGCCGGGUGUGAAUCAUUCCUUCUAGUCUUUAACAAAAAUUAAGGUGGAACGGUUGGGGUGAAGUAAUUAACCAGGUCUCACCUUUCUGUUAUUGUUUAUUUCCUAUUUUAUUCUUUUAGCCCAUCAUCCCUAUAUUUGCACAAAAUGAUUCUGAAGCAUUCAGGACCUUUGGAAAGAUAAGUGAGUUAAAUUUAUUAUGUUCCUUGGUUGAUCAAGAUAUCUAAUUUCAGGCAAAAUACAUUUUAAUAAUAUACAAUGGUGUUUUUAAAAAAAUGAAUAUCUAUUUCCUACCAACUCUCAAAAUGCCAGCUAAUUUCAAAUUUGAUAUGGGGCCGCAUUCUUUCAGAAUAUUUUUAUAGAACCCCCCCCCAAAAAAAAACAUUUAUAAAUACAUUGUUAACAAAUACAAAAAAAUAAAAAAUUCCUUCCAGUAGCACCUUAGAGACCAACUAAGUUAAUUAUUGGUAUGAGCUUUCGUGUGCAUGCACACUUCUUCAGACAGCUGUUUCGACUACAGCAGAUCAACACGGCUACCUACCUGUAACUAUAGUUAACAAAUAAAUACUUUAAUAACCUGCCUGGAAAAAAAAGAAUAAAGAAAAGGGAAGAAGGGGAAAGCAUACAUAUCAACGUACAUAGAAUAGAAAAGGAUAUAAAAAAGAAAAGAAAAAUAAACGAACAAAAAUUAGGCAAAGUUUAACUCUAUCGAAAUAAUAACUUAGACUGCCUUAAGACCUCUUUCUUUAAAAAAUUCUAUUUGCUAUAAUUCAACCCUAUAAUAGUAUUUCUUAUAUAUAGUGACCUUCAGUAUGGGUUGAAUCUCUUUACUUAUUUGUUAUUGAUGUUGGCUUCCUUCUGCCUCAUUAUGAUUUCAAUUCGAAUUAGCUUACUUUCCCCCUUGUAUUUAAUAUUUUAUCCUCAUCUUGGUAUGAGGAAACAGUAUGUCACUAUUUGCGGAGUUAUUCAAGACACAACCAAGUCUUAUUAGUAUAACCUUGUUUCAUUAAAUAAUUGUUGAAACAUUCCCAUUCUUUUUUGACUUUGUCUGCUGAUUUGUUUCUUAUUGAUUCCGUCAUUUUCGUGAGUUCCAAGUACUCGCAGAGUUUUAACUGCCAUUCCUCUCUCGAUGGGAUAAAUUCACUCUUCCAAUACUUAGCUACUAGCAGUCUAGAUGCAGUCACUGUGUAGAGGAAUAUUCUCUUGCUUUCUUUUGGAAUGUUAUUUGUUAAGAUCCCUAGUAAGAAUGCUUCCGGGGGUUUUUGUAAUAUAAAUUUUAAUAUUUUUGUUAAUUCCUCAUAGGUCGUGUCCCAUAUUUUUUGAUUCCUGGGCACAUAUGGAAAAAGGUUCCCUCAUAUAAUUUGCAUCUCCAACAUUUAUUAUCAUAAUUUUUAGUCAUUUUGGCUAAUUUUGAAGGGGUUAAAUACCAUCUAAAUUGCAUUUUCAUAAACUUUUCUUUAAUUACGUAACAUGCUGUGAAUCUUAGAUUCUUUCUCCACAGCUCUUCCCAUUUUUGUAAUUCUAUAGGAUAACCCAGAUCUUGCACCCACUUUAGUAUCACUUCUUUUACUUCUGGAACUGCAAAUCCACCUCUGUCUCUAAUCUCUGUUAGUAAUUUUAUUCCAGGUUUUUUACCCUGCCAAAUGAAUUUUGCCAGAUCUUUUUGCCACUCUUUAAAACAUUUAACUCCACUGAUUAUUGGUAAUGUUUUUGUUUUUUUUAAAGAAUAUUUAUUCCAAUUUUAAGAUUACAGAAAAAGAAAAAAGUAAAAAAAAAGAAAAACAAAUCACAUACAUCCUACAAAUCACAUACAUCCUACAAGAAAAACACACAAUACAAAGAAAAAUACACAAGACAAAAAAUCACAAUUAAAAAGUAACAAAAAAAAAAAUCAAAUUAAAUCAUUAAAACCGUUUUCCCAUUUACUUAUUUCCGUGACUUCCUCUCACUUCUCUGCUUUGUAUUCUAGUUCAAAUCGUAUCUCCGGCAAAUCCUUCUAACCUUCUUUUCAUUUACUUAUUUUAACAUUCAAAAAUAUUUAAUUCUCUUCUAUCUUUUAUUUUACACUUCAUAUUUACUUAUUCCAUUAUACUCUGUCUGCCAAUACGGUCUAAUAUUCUUCUCCAACCUUUUCUAACAUUCUUUUAUAUUACAGUGUUUCUGAAGAUAUGUUUUAAAUUUUUUCCAAUCUUCUUCCAUCGACCCUUCUUCUUGAUCUCGGAUUAUUGGUAAUGUUUGGAAUAGGAAUGACAUCUUUGGUAGCACUGUCAUUUUAAUUAUUGACAUCCUGCCCCACAGUGACAGAUUUAACCUCCCCCAAAUCUCCAAAUCUUUUUUUUAUUUCUUUCAAUUUUUUUACAUAAUUGUAAUUGAAAAGGUUUAUGUUUUUUGUUGUGAUCCCGAUGCCUAGGUAUUUCAGCUUAUUUGUUAUUUUUAAUCCUGUUUUAGUUUACAAUCCUCUUUUUUCUUCUUCACACAUGUUUUUCACGAAUAAUUUUGUUUUGUCUUUGUUUAGUUUAAAGCUGAGACUUUCCUGAAUUCAUCCAUUUUUGUCAGUGUUUCUAAUAUGCUCUCUAUUGGGUUCUCGGUGGUUAUGAUGAUGUAAUCUGCAAAGGCUUUGAGUUUAUACAAUCUGUUGCCCAAUAAAUACCUUUUAUUUUUGUUUUUUCCUUAUAGCUGUUACUAAUGUUUCUAAUAUGGUGAUAAAUAAAAGUGGUGAGAAUGGACAGCCUUGUCUAAUCCCUUAUUCAAUGUUAAAUGUUUUCGUUAGUUCAUUAUUUAUGAUUAAUUUUGCUUUCUGAUUAUUAUAUAUUGCCUUGAUUCUGCAAUAUAUUUUAUUUCCUAAUUUCUUUGCAUCAAUGGUGUUCAACAAGAAAUCCAAUGAUACAUGAUCAAAUGCAUUUUCAGCGUCCACUAACAUCAUUGCUGAUCUUUUAUUUCCACCUACCCCCAAAUAUUCUAAUAAAUUGAUAAUUGUUCUUGUAUUGUUACCGUAUAUAUUUGUCUUCCUGGGAGGAAGCCAGCCCGGUCUUCGUUAAUUAGUCUAUUUAAUAUCUUUUUAAUCUGUUUGCAAGUAUUCCUGUAAAAAUUUUGUAAUCCAAAUUUAGUAAUGAAAUUGGUCUAUAGUUUUUGGUAUUCAUCAGAUCUGCUCCUUGUUUCGGGAUCAAGGUUUUUAAGGCUUCUUUCCAUGACUCCGGUGUCUUCCCAUUCUCUAAUAUAUUGCUCAUAAUCUUUUUCAGGGUUGGAAGUAUGGCCUCUGCUAGUGUUUUUUUAAUAGUAACCAAUUGAAAUUCCAUCUGGGCCCGGAGAUUCCCCAACUUUUGUUUGUUUUUCAUUACUUGUAGUAUUUCUUCUAUUUUGAUAGUUGAAUUUAAAUAUCUAUGUUCCUCUUCUAACAUUACCAGUAAUUUGUUUUGUUAUAGAUAAUCAUUUAUUUUAUUCUCAUAUUUAUCUUCUGAUUUGUACAGUUUUUUUUAUAAUAAUUUACAAAGCACUGUUUUAUUUUUUCUGGGUCUACUAUCUCUUCCCUUUGAUCUAUUAUUUUACCUAUAAUUUUAUCUUUUUGCCUUUUCUUUAUUAACCAGGUUAACAUCCUGCCGAGUUUGUUGGCCGAUUCAAAGCUUUUUUGUCUCAUCCAUUUGAUAUGGGGUCGCAUUCUUUCAGAAUCUUUUCCCUUUCAUACACAGGGUUGGCAAGAUGGGUAUAUGAGAAAACUCGAUAUUUACUCCUUCCUGUAUAUGGAGGGUUUCCAGUGAAAUUGAGGACAUAUAUUGGAGAACCCAUCCCAUAUGAUCCAAAUAUAACUGCCACAGAGCUGGCUGAAAAAGUAAGUACCAGGAAAUAUAAAACAGAAUAAUCUUUCCUAUUGUUUUUUCACUUUCUCAGUUCUAAAUUGUAUUCUGCAUACUGGCUUCUCAUUCUGUAUGACCCAGAACUAGGCUUUAUUAUAUAUAUUUUUGUGCAUUAUAUUGAUCACUCAGCUUUUCCUCUGCUUAACUUGUUGAGACUAAUUAAAUGCCCUCUGAGCUACCAACUUUGAACUUUGAACCCCCAACACAUUUUUAGAUAUAGGAUCAUAGAAUCUUAGAGUUGAAAGGGACCCAAGGGUCAUCUAGUCUACUCCUCUGCAAUGAAGGACUAUCAGCUAAAGCAUCCACGACAGAUGGCCAUCCAGCCUCUGCUUAACCUCGUACCGACGGGACCGCCUCUCUUGGUAUGCCCCACGGAGGACCUUGCGGUCUGCAAAUAACAACAUCCUAAAGAUUCUGGGUGCCAGGGAGAUCAGACUGGCCUCGACCAGAGCCAGGGCGUUUUUGGCUGUGGCCCCGGCCUUGUGGAACGCUCUCUCACGAGUGACUAGGGCCCUGCAGGAUUUGACAUCUUUCUGCAGGGCCUGCAAGACGGAGCUGUUCUGCCAGGCCUUUAGUCAGGGUUCUGUCUGACUCAUUUUCUCCUUGUAUAAGAACAAGCAUGAAAAAUAAGAAAAAGAGAUAAAGGGAAUUACAUUAGGCAAGGAUAUUUUCAAAAUUAAAGCUUUUGCGGACGAUACUAUAUUAAAAACCGAGGAGUCAGAAAGCAGUUUAAUGAAAGCAUUGAGAAUAAUUAGUGAGUUCGGGAAAGUAGCAGGCUUCAAGAUAAAUAUGUCAAAAACAAAACUUAUGGUAAAAAACAUACAGGAAUUAGAAAAGAACGAAUUACAGGAGAAAUUAGGUUUGGAAAUUGUUACAAAACAAAAGCAAAGCAUUUAGUUAUAGAAUUGACGAUGAAAAAUAUUAAUCUAUUUGGAAACAAUUAUGAAAAAGCCUGGAAGGAAAUUAGAAGAGAUCUAGAAACCUGGAGUAGAUUAAAGCUGACAUUAAUGGGGAGAAUAUCUAUAAUUAAGAUGAAUGUUUUACCGUAAAAUGAUAUAUUUGUUCCAAACAAUACCAAUAAUAAUUAAAGAAAAUUGUUUUGAUGAAUGGAGAAAAUAUCUAACAAAAUUCAUAUGGCAAACCAAAAAACCAUGCAUAAAGUAUAAACUAUUAACAGAUAAAAGGGAGAGAGGAGGACUGGCAUUACCGAAUUUAAAAUUACACUAUGAAGCAGAAUGUCUGACGUGGCUAAAAGAAUGGAUUAUAUUGGAAAACACUAGUAUUAUAAAUCUAGAAGGUUUUGACAAUAGGUAUGGAUGGCAUGCCUACCUAGCGUACAAGAAGGUUAAGGUACAUAAUGGCUUCAAAAAUCAUAUACUCAGAAAUUCAUUGUUGAAAGUUUGGAAUAAAUAUAAACCGCUAUUAGAGCCACAAGUUCCUAUAUGGAUCUCUCCAUUAGAAGCCCAUGCAGUUAAAAAACUCAAUAUGAAUCCGAACUGGGCAACAUAUAGACAAAUACUGGAGGAAGACCAAGGAAAGUUAAAAUUAAAAACAUAUGAAGAAUUAAAACAAUAUGGGAUGGAUAAUUGGCAAUAUAUACAAUUAAAAAGUGUGUUUAAGGCAGAUCAAAGAAAAGGCUUCGCCAAAGAAAAAUUAAAUUGCUAUUUAGCACCAUUAUAUUACAAAACAAUAGGAAAUUAUUAUCAAAAAUUUACACUAUUAUUGGACUAUGAUUUGAUGGAUGAAGAGGUAAAAGAAACAAUGGUCAAAUGGGCAAAAGAUAUCGGCCACACUAUAUAUUUAGAACAAUGGGAGAAACUCUGUCACGAGAAUAUCCGCUUUACCACUUGCUGUACGAUAAAGGAAAAUUUUGUUUAAAUGUUUUACAGGUGGUAUUUAACACCAGUUAAACUCGCCAAAAUUUAUAAUUAAAAUCCAACCUUUGUUGGAAAUGUAACAAAGAACCUGGAACGAUAAUUCAUAUGUGGUGAGGUUGCAAGGAAAUAAAGAAGUUUUGGGGACUAAUACAUGAGGAACUUAAGGAAAUGCUUAAAAAACCCUUGAUAAAAAAUCCUGAAGCUUAUCUGUUAGGGUUGGUGGGCAAAGACAUACCACAUAUGAAAAAAAAUAAAUUCUAUGCAGCAACAGCUGCCAGGGUAGUGAUUGCCACUAAAUGGAAAUCUCAGGACACACCAACAAAGGAAGAGUGGAUUUGUAAAUUAAGUGAGUAUAUAGAAUUGGCAAAAUUAACUUCAGUUAUAAGAUAUCAUUCAAAUCAAAAGUUAAGAAUGGAGUGGAAGUAUUUUGAAGAUUGUAUGUCAAAAUAUUGUUCUAAAAAUGACAUGCUAAUAGGCUUAGAAUAAAAAAUGUAAGCAAUAAUAAAACCAAUAAAGAAAGAAGGAAAAAUCAGAAUUUAACAAAAAUAAUUUAUUAUACAAUGCAAGGGAAAAAAAGUAGAAAGAAAUAUAAAGAAGUGGAAUUGCUGUGGAGGGAAGUAGAGGGUGGGUGGUGGGUUUUUAUAAUAAAUUGUAUAAUUAUGCAGCUGUUGUAAUUUAGAUAUUAUAUUUUAUGUGAGGGAAUCAUUGGGAAUUUUGGUUAUUAUGUGUAUAUGUUACGUUUCAAUAAAGAUCUUGGGGGGGGGAGCAUGAAGGAGGUUCCCAGCCCACUCAAAGGUGCUUAUAAUAUCAGUGGAAGCAGUUGGUAACCGCUUUCAAAUCUACCCUGAAGAUUGCCACUUGUCCAGUUUUAAUUUUAAUUUGUUUGAAUUAAAUGUGGGAUGUAUCUUAAUUUAUUGAUCACUUGGUUUUAUGCAUAUUGUCUUAUAUGAUGUGAGCCGCUCGGGCUUCUAGCUGUACAGGCUUUAAAGUUAUAUAUAGAUCAAGAUUAAGGAUUAGGAUUAAAAAAGUUAAAAGAAAUGGAAAAUUGGUUUUUAAUAGGUUAAAAUUUAAUGUUAUAUUAUAUUAAGAUUAAGGAUUGGGAUUAAAAAGGAGGGAAAGGAAUUGCUGGACAAACAAAUUGAAUUGGAAUACAAAAGAGGGAGGUAUGAGGAGGUCCGGGAAAUAAGUAAAUGUAAAAGUUGUGAUGAAAAGAUGGAAUUGUUUUUAACUGUUUUUUCUUUCUUUCUUUUUUUGUAUUUUGUAUGGUGUAUUUUUAUUUUUAUUUUUAAAUUUCUUUUUUUUAAUUAAGAUGUCUCUUUUCAUGUGAAACUUCAAUAAAUAUCAUUUAAAAAAAAAUAAUUAUAUGAUGUGAGCCGCUUUGAGCCCAGCUUUGGCCAGGGAUGGCAGGAUACAAAUAAAUUAUUAUUAUUGUUAUUAUUAUUAAACACCUUCACAACCUCUCAGGGGAGACUGUUGAACUGUCAAAACAGCUCUCACUGUCAGAAAGCUCUUCCUGAUGUUGAGUUGGAAUUUCUUUUCUUGCAACUUGAAGAGUGGCCCUGGAAACCCUUUCAGAUGGGUGGAGUAUAAAUUUUAAAAAUGAUGAUGAUAAUGAUGAUUAUAAGGCAUUCGUUUGCGUCCUACCCUGCAGAGCAGGAGAAAAUAAGCUUACUCCAUCUUCCAUGUGACAACCCUUAAGAUAUUUGAAAUGACUGUCAUAACUCUUCUCAGUCCCCUCUUUUUCAGGCUGAAAAUACCCAGCUUCUUUCACUGUGGCUCAUAAGGUUUCCUUUCCAGACCCUUAAUAUUCAUGGUUGCUCUCAUCUCCCCCAAGAACUUUCUGCUUCCAUUCUUGCUUCACCCUCACCUUCCCCACAUCUAGUUCCGGCUUUUGGUUGCUUGUUUGAAGGGGCGGAGAAGUAAUUUAUUUUUGCAGGUGUGUGGGGGUUGAAUCCUUGGUUGUCCUGUGGUUCCUUCCUUUUAUUUCACAUUGUUGGGAUGCAGUCAUCGUCAUUUGACAGUGGUGUCGUUUGUUUGCUCCUACCGCGUUAAAUCUGUACAGAUGAGAAAGUUGUGGAGAGAAAGAUUAGCUUUACUGAGGCAUUAUUGUGUUAAGGGUGCCCUUUAGGGACCUGCCAAGGCAGUAUGCCUAGUAGGACUUGCAUAGUUCCUCUUAGGCCUGGUACAUGCAUUUUGGCUGAACACUGCAAAGUAGGGUCUGGGUGAGCAUUAUGGGUUCAUGCUCAAGGUUCAAUAUGCAAGGAGACAGUAAUUUCUUCCCUAUCCUUUGCUGGGGAGCCAGUUGCAUAUGCCUUAGGAUCUGGAGAGAUGGUUUCCUGCCACAAUUAGCUAAAAAUCCUUAUCUGCCCUUACUUCUGAUCCCAGAAAAAAUUACCGUAUUUUUCGCCCUAUAGGACGCACUUUUUCCCCUCCAAAAAUGAAGGGGAAAUGUGGGUGCAUCCUAUGGGGCGAAUACAGGCUUUCGCUGAAGCCUGGAGAGCGAGAGGCUCUCGCUCUCCAGGCUUCAGGAAGCUCUGUGCAACCGUCCGGAGGCCGGCGCGAAGCCGCGCCGGCCUCCGGAGGGUCGCAGAGAGCUUCCUGCCCUCCCGGGGUCCGCGCAGCUCUGCGCAACCCUCCAGAGCCUGGCACCAAGCCACGUCGGCCUCCAGAGGGUUCCGCAGAGCUGCCUGCAUUCCGAAGCCUCGGGCGCGCUGAAGAGCGUGCCCGGGCUUCGCACAGCUGUCCGCAAGCCUGGGGAGACCGGCGCGGCUCUCUAGGCUUGCAGAUAGCAGGCUGUUCUGGGGGCUGCGGUCAGGGGAAGCUCGGGCUUCCCCCGCGCCAGCCCCGUGCUUGGGGGGGGGGGGAAAUAAUUUUUUUUCUUUAUUUUCUCCCCCAAAAAACUAGGUGCGUCCUAUAGGGUGGUGCGUCCUAUGGGGCAAAAAAUACGGUACAUAUUGUGCUUCUGUAGCUGGAAAAAAUGGGAUUUUUCAAAUGCUACUGGGUCUGACUCCUUUAGCUUUUUCCUAUUACUUUAGCUAUAACAUAAUGUAUUCCUUUGUUUUUGUUUUUUCAACAGACCAAGACUGCACUUGAAAAUCUUCGGGAUAGACACCAAAAAAUGCCAGGAAAUAUAUUAAGAGCUCUUUCAGAACGAUUUGAUAAGGAUGACAAAGCUAACUAG
Molecule: messenger RNA, 19528 nt
Organism: Podarcis lilfordi (Lilford's wall lizard)
Lineage: Eukaryota; Metazoa; Chordata; Lepidosauria; Squamata; Lacertidae
Source: the annotation of a GenBank genome assembly